UGUAUCGAUAAAAAGUUGAAAUCGCUUUGGCGCAAAAAUGAAAUACAAUCGAAUUAAUUAUAAAAGGUACAAAAAUUACGAAACUUUAGGCGUAUCGUGAUAUAAGGAUUUAAUAAAUGUUAAUUUAGAUAAUUAAUUCAAGAAAAGUAAUUUAAUUAUCGUAUAAUUUUAUAAACCAAUAUCUCGACGCCAUUUUUCGAUCCAAAAAUCGAAUGUCGAUUAUCAAACCAAUUUCAAACCUGAAGCUGCCGAUCUGCCGCUAUGUUAGUCAUGUAACGUGCGAACACUCGUAACGGAAAGUACAACACGUUGGACAGCGAAAUGGCACCCCGUAAAGCUGCGAAACAUCCCGGUUCAGAAGUUGCCCAAACCGCGGAAAUCGGCGAUGUAUCACCACCAAAAAGAAAGAAAACUGUUGUGAAAAGUGCAGUUAAAAAUGGGGAAAAUGAAGAAAAGCAAAUUAGAUUACCAAGAGCUGCGAAGUCGGCCAAAAACGAACAAACCGAAGUCAUAGAUUCAGUCGCGAAAACAAAGGAUAAGAUAUCGGUGUCUGCUAAAAAUGCUCCGGCACCUCCAAAAGCAAACUCGAAAAGUAAAUCUGCAGCGAAAAAAAAUAAAGAAACUGAAGAAAAAAGUGACGAAAAUUUAAAAAAUGGUGAAACGAAUGCUGAAAAAACAGAAACGAAGAAGACACGUACGAAACCUGCGGCAAAAAAGGCGGGAACGGAUGUGGUCGUAGAGCCUGAAGAAAAAUCAACAGGAAGGUCUAAGAAAGUUGCUGCCAGUGAAACUACAGAGAGCUUGAAAGUAUCAAAUAAAAAAAACACAAAGGCAGCAAAUGCUGAAUCAGAAACAAAAGAAAAAUCAAAAACAAGAACAACAAAAAAGAAAAGUAAUGCAGAUGUUGAUUCAAAGAGUAAGACUAAAACCACUGUUACUAGUAAGACUAAAAAUAAAGAAGGAUCAAACACUACUGCAAAAGCAGCUAAAAAAGAUGAUAAAGUUACAAAAACAGUUACCAGGAGUACAAGGGGUCGUAAAAAUGAUGCUGUUGUAGAAGAUGCAUCACAAGAUGAUGAAGGAUCAUCAUCUUCAGAAGCAUUAAAUACUAGUGAUAAUGAAAAUCAAGAAUCUCAGAAUGAUAAUCCAGAAGAGACAGAAUCAGUUCCAGUAUCAAAGAAAGGAAGAAAUACAAAAAAGAAAGAGCAAGUUGAACCACAAAAGAGAACUAACAAAACUAGAGGUAAAGGUGCUGGUCGCAAUGCUGCCUUAAAAAAAGAUGAUGAUACUGUAAAUGAAGAAGAUGUUGAUACAACAAAGCCAGUUACGAAUGCCCAAAAGAAGACAAAUAAAGAACCAGUUGUAAGGAAAGGACGAGGAAGAAAAGCAGCUACAACAGCAAAAAACGAAAAUGGAAUAAAGAGUUCAGAAAAUUCCACUGCAGAGGAAAAUUCAUCUGAUACUUUAGUAAGCAAUAACAAUGUACAAAAAUCAUUAGAAGAUGAUGACAGAGAACAAAGUUCUGAGGAAGAAGAAACUUCAGGAAUAGCAAAAAAUGUAGAUGAAACUGUUACAAUUAAAAAUGAAGAACCUGAAAAUAAUUCAAUGAGUACAUCAAUAGACGAAAAAGAAAACUAAUGGUAAGAGAACAUGACUAGGGUAAGGUGAACCACAUUGAGCAUUCCAUCAAUCUUCAAAAGUUUCAAUCAUUUUUAACACUAGAAUGCCAGUGUUUUUCAAUGUUGUAUUAAAAUACACGUAUCUUAUGUUUAUGUUUCAUUUAAUUUUUCAAGAACUGUUACAAUAUUUUUAAUACGAACAACAUUAUCAAUAAAAUA
Messenger RNA from Megachile rotundata (alfalfa leafcutting bee), 1838 nucleotides. RefSeq lists its product as uncharacterized. The record is from RefSeq and is a predicted model, not a curated record. NCBI's taxonomy places the organism in Eukaryota, Metazoa, Arthropoda, Insecta, Hymenoptera, Megachilidae.